GCGCCGUACCUCUACUAUAGAACUAUAUUUAAUUUGUGGUACAGCCUGAACUGCAUGCUAGACCUACACUGAACUGCAUACAAGACAUGAUUUGAUAUCAACAGGUACAGUGCAAUGGUUCUAAACCCAUUUGCUCUUUUUAUCAAUACCAGUCAUAGAUUUUCCUGCCGGUUUCUGUCUAUAGCACAACAUCGAUCGGUUUCCCAUGUGGGCAAAUAUUCUGUGACAACGUGCGAGCUGCAGGCCAGUCCUCCGCCCUGUGCCUCAGCGGAGGGUCCACAUCGACAUCCGGAUGAAAGAACCACAUUCAUUUUGCUUAAAUAUGAACCAUGAAAGAGAAGAGUGAAGGUUUUUGAAAACAUGAGUCCAAAAUCUGUCUUUAAGGACGGAUAUUUUUGUGUCGUGACCGUCUGGGGGUCGAAUCAGGAAGGAUUUGAGUGUCUGGUUUCGAAUCAGGCCAGCUGAGCUCCAUGUCCGACUCGGACCUCAUGAAGAGUGGGGGCCCUGAAUCCCACUCACCUCAGAGCCCCAGGAUGGAGCUGCUCAGCCCCUCCAAGGGGAAGGACCGCUCUCACAGCGUCACAGAGAAGGUCACGCAGGUACUUUCUUUGGAGUCAGAUGUGCUACCGGAACACAAACUGCAAGUGCCGGAGACCACAUGGUGGAUCUUGCUUCACUACAGUCCCUUCAAGGCAUUCUGGGACUGGAUUAUUCUCCUUCUGGUCCUCUACACGGCUGUUUUCACGCCUUUCUCUGCCACCUUCCUCCUGGACGAACACGGGGAUCUACGUCGACGGGGCUGCGGCUUCACAUGCGACCCUCUGAACGUGGCAGACCUUUUGGUGGAUGUGCUGUUCAUCGUGGACAUAGUCAUCAACCUUCGCACAACGUACGUGGACCGAAAUGACGAGGUGAUCACGCGGCCGAGCCGGAUAGCCAAACACUAUAUCAAAGGCUGGUUCCCGAUUGAUCUGUUCGCAGCAAUCCCUUUUGACCUUCUGAUUUUCGGAUCAGGCUCCGACGAGAUGGCCACCUUAACAAGUCUGCUGAAAACAGCGCGGCUGCUGCGAUUGGUCCGCGUGGCAAGGAAGCUGGACCGGUAUUCCGAGUACGGGGCCGCUGUCCUGUUUUUGCUCAUGUGCACCUUCGUGCUCAUCGCCCAUUGGCUCGCCUGCAUUUGGUACGCCAUUGGCUUUGUGGAGAGGCCGUACACGGAGACCGGCUGGCUGGACAACCUAGCCGAACAGCUGGGCAAGUCCUACAACGACAGUGACUCCGCCUCCGGUCCGUCGGUCAAAGACAAGUAUGUGACGGCUCUUUACUUCACCUUGAGCAGUUUGACGAGCGUGGGCUUUGGCAACGUCUCUCCGAACACCAACUCGGAGAAGAUCUUCUCCAUCUGCGUCAUGGUCAUCGGCUCUCUCAUGUACGCCAGCAUAUUUGGGAACGUGUCCGCCAUCAUCCAGCGGCUGUACUCUGGCACGACCCGCUACCACACCCAGAUGCUGCGAGUGAAAGAGUUUCUCCGAUUCCACCAAAUCCCUGGCUGCCUUCGCCAAAGGCUGGAGGAGUAUUUCCAGCACGCCUGGUCCUACACAAAUGGCAUCGACAUGAACGGCGUGUUGAAGGGAUUUCCAGAGUCCUUGCAGGCCGACAUCUGUCUGCACUUGAACAGAUCUCUGCUGCAGAACUGUAAGGCUUUCCAUGGAGGGAGCCAAGCGUGUCUUCGCGCUUUAAGUAUAAGAUUCAAGACGGUCCACGCUCCUCCAGGAGAUACGCUGAUCCACUACGGGGAAAUCCUGGACUCUCUCUUCUUCAUCUCACGUGGUUCCAUCCAGGUCAUCAAGGACGAUGUAGUGGUCGCCAUAUUGGAAAAGAACGACAUCUUUGGAGAGCCGAUUCACUUGUACGAUGAGCCAGGGAGGUCCAACUCAGAAGUGUACUCCAUCACCUACUGUGACCUGCACCGCGUCCAGAGGGACGAUUUGUUGGAGGUCCUUGACAUCUACCCGACCUUUGCAGAAAAAUUUUGGAGGAACCUGGAUAUAACGUUUGACCUAAGAGACGCUGAUCCGGUACCACCAAUAAUAACAACGGACGACUCCGGUGACGACUGUGGGUAUCGCCACAAGCCGAGACACAAAAUCCACUCCCUGGACUGCCGAAUCCGACCGGAUGGAAGCGAUCGUGAGGCGUACCCCCUCCACCACCACCACUCGCCUCCUCAGAGCCACUGGGAUGACCGCUGUAGCUGUGGAUCCCAUUGCUCCCAGUCUAGUGAAGACCUGGCUAAACCCCUGGACCACGAAGCCAAAGAGGAGCUUUACACGCCAGAAGAUGCCAGACGGGACUAUUCCCCCCCUGUGGUGCAGCUGCCCCCCCAGAGUGACACCUCAUUGGGGGGGGAUGCAGCGUUGGACCAAGCUUCUUCUUUGAAUGUGCCGGAGAUGUACCGAUACCGCCCAGAGCAUCAGUCGCCAUUGUUUCCCACUCGAGCCUGGCGAUCUUCAUCCGUCCGCGACUCAUACCACCCGCCGGCGUUCACAGAAGAACGGCCCGGUGAGCUGGAGUCCCGACUUGAGGUUCUACAUUCACAGCUCAACAGACUGGAGACUCGCAUGACAGCCGACAUCAACGUCAUUCUCCAACUUCUUCAGAGGCAGAUCGUACCUCCGGCUUACAGCACCGUGUCGUCCAGUACUGGGACAGGGCAGCACAGCGUGUGUCCCAUUGCUCCUGUUCAGAUGGACAGUGUACCCACACAGAGUGAGUCGCAGGAGUCCGUGUCCAGCGGUAUCCAUGUGACCGCGGCGUCGGACGACACCAUGUUCACAACCACCACCCCGGAGACCGAGACCCACGCGGGGUCGAUGCCGCCGCGGCCGGACAGAGCCUCCCUCGCGGUGGGCCCGGGGCUGCGCCGCGGCCUUCGCUACCCGUCACUGCCGGGGAACCUGGACGUCACUGCGGGACUCGCCGAGAUCCAGAAACACCUCUCGGAUCCCGUGAUGUCUGUCAUCUGACGACCUGCAGUGAGAGUUUUUCAGGGUGACCAGUGUGAAGUUGUGACACGCGGCUGGACAGGAAGUGAAGUGAAUCGAAUCGAAAUUGGAUCGAGGGUUUUGUAGAGUGUUGACGCUGGAUUACACUCUGUGGUGAUUGCAAAAGAAUUCUAAUACGCCCAAUCCCUUUUAUCUUGAACAGGAGCAGUGACUCCAUAGAGUCCCCACUGGUCUGAGUGACUGAAAAAUGCUCUCGGCCAAGGACGUUUUGCAGCACACAAAACUCCAUGAAACCAUACUUUCUUUAGUCUUUUUGCUAAACUAAGAUACCCAAUGGCUGGCUGAGACACUCUGCCCAUCUAAUCCCAACAAAAAAAGAAAAUUCUUUUCUGGACCAAAUUUGUGAAAAUAAAUUAUGAACGAGAGGUUUUCCAACUCUGUUUAGCAAAUAAUCACACAUCAUGACCUGGUACCCCCAAAAAACCUACCACUGCCCCCAAUCCCCCCCCAUUACCAAAACAGAACUGAAAAAUCACAGCAGGACUCAAAGCAUUGGCUAUACAAUGACAGUUCAAAAAAGGUAGUAAGUUUCUCUGUAUUGCAGAAGCCCUGUAGGAUGUACUACUUCAGGGAGUCUUUCAGUAUUAAACAGUAACAGCAUCUUAUCGUUUCUAACUGUAAAUCCGCACAAUAGAUUCUUAUCAAUUUAUUGAUGAAUCUCCUCACUGUGAAAUAAUUGAAUAUAAAAAUGUCGAAUGGUUUAAUCUGUGAGGGACUGUAUGUAAAAAAUUAAUUGUUGAAUAAAUAAUUGGUGCACAAAUUGAAUAGCAAUCUGUAUUAUGGUCAAUAUUUAAAAGGUAAGGUGGGUAACAUCUGUUCAAAUUAAAUAUUGAGAGCAAUCAAUGAAUGAAUCCGAUGCUCGGAGGACGACCAGAGGAAGGAAAUCCCGUAUCUGUGGCUGCAGGCGGAGUCAGAACCCGGCGGCUACGUGGCCGUAUUCAUCCCGCCUCUCUCCACAUCACCGAAGUGCUCCACCGGUUAGCAGCCAGACAGCGGCCACGAACACUGAACAUGAUGUUCACUUACAUACUAGAGUGAGUCUAUGGAGGAGGCUUGAAGGGAAAUACUUUACUAGAUUUGCAACUUUUGGAUCUGUGGCCUCUGACUGGAAAAAGACUCUGGAGUUCCUCAUUUGGAUCAUUUUUGUAAUCUAGCAUAAUCCUGCUAGUUUAUAAAGACUACAAACCCUAGCAUUAACACAUGUAAAUUGUCACACAUGUAAUGAAUGUAUCACAACAUAUCACAAAUGAUAAUUAGUUACACAUGUAUUUAGGUUAAAAAACAAUUGAAUAUAUGAACACUUAAAAGUCACAUUAACCACAUUCAAUCCACUUUUAAAUGUGACUAAACUACAGUUUUUCUGCAUCAUAAAAAUGAAUGGUUGAGGAUGUAAUGGGUAAACCUACACAUAUAAUGCACCAUAAUAGCAUAUAAAAAACAUGAAACUGGCUAGACCUUUUGCCUACGAGACAUCAAACAAAGUUUGGAGGCUAUUGAACCUCGGUUCGUUUCUGUUUGUAACAGUUUCUUGAGAUUCAGUUACCAUUUUUGUUUUGGCUCUGAGUUUUCUGAUACAGGAUGUUUUGAUUUUGUAUCACAAAAUCAAGCGCCGAUGUAUUCUCGUUUUCAGUUGAAGAAAAAAAAAAAAAA
Molecule: messenger RNA, 4712 nt
Organism: Gasterosteus aculeatus aculeatus (three-spined stickleback)
Lineage: Eukaryota; Metazoa; Chordata; Actinopteri; Perciformes; Gasterosteidae
Gene: kcnh6b
Product: potassium voltage-gated channel, subfamily H (eag-related), member 6b
Biological process (GO): potassium ion transmembrane transport; membrane repolarization during cardiac muscle cell action potential; regulation of heart rate by cardiac conduction
Cellular component (GO): plasma membrane
Molecular function (GO): inward rectifier potassium channel activity
Source: RefSeq, a predicted model, not a curated record